GCGAGGGAGAGAGAGAGAGAGAGGGAGGGAGAGGGAGAGAGAGAGAGCGCGAGAGAGUCUGAGCGCGCGCGACAGUCACAGCGCGCCUGACUGACUGAAGAUUGAGGCGGUUAAAAUACAAAACCCGUUGAAAAUCGCGUUUCAGAAAAGAAGAAAAUUCAAAUUUAUCUGAAUUUUAACGAGGAUGCCAUUUACCCGGACUGAGGUGACAUGGUCUCAAAGAUGAGGGGAAAUAGCAUUCCUGUGUUCUGCCGAUCAAGAAAACACAAUCAACAUGAAGUCAACUUUGAUGGACACACUACAGCUUGAAUACACAUCAUCAGCUUGGAUAUACUGUGGCUGUGAGGGAGCGGUGCUGGUUGCCUUUGUUGACUGAGACUGGAAAGAUUCCCAAGGAUCUUCUGGCAAAUGUUAUGCUUAAUUCAGUGCCUACAACUCAUGGGAAUCUUACCAUAAAAAGCUGCAAUUUCUAUCGGUUACUAACACCAAAGGACAUAAAGAAGACCUUGAGCCCUUUAUCAAUUUCCAGAAUCAAGAGAACAGGUGAAACCGCUCAAAAUCAGACUGCUCACACCUACACAGCAAGGCCAAGGACAAUGUGGUAUACUCACUAGAUGAGCUUGUGACUGGAAGCAAAAAAGGACAAGAAAAGACCUGUGUUCCCCCAUUACUGCAUUUUUUGGAAAUUCAUUUAAAUUGACUCACCAAAAAGAGUGGGCUACACUGCCUUGAACUAUGGCCACAGAGAGCCUUAUUGAACUCCGCGAUUGGUUGUUCCUACUUCUCCUGUGCCUGACGUUAUUGGUGGAAGUCCUCGAGUUUGCCGCAGCAACGGCGGCUGCCGCCGAGGCCGCUCUCGGAGAGGCUGAGCUUCAGGGUGAAGUGCCAUGUCCCUCCACCUGCAGGUGUGAUGAUGGCUUCAUUUACUGCAAUGACCGAGGCUUAAGUAUCAUCCCUCCGUUACCAUUAACUGCAGCUGUGCUCUAUUUGCAAAACAACCGAAUAGACAACGCUGGGCUACCAACAUCUUUAGAGCAACGACUGACCAUCAGAGUAGUCUACCUUUAUGAUAAUGAACUUGACGAUUUUCCAACACAUCUGCCUCCAUCGUUACGGGAACUCCACCUACAGGACAACAACAUACGAACUUUACCUCGCUCUGCUCUUGCACGACUCCCCUUGCUGGAGAAGCUUCACAUGGAUGACAAUUCGGUUUCCACCGUAAGCAUAGAAGACAAAGCAUUCGCCAACAAUCCAAGGCUGCGACUUCUUUUCUUGUCACGUAACCACCUCUCUAGUAUACCAUCAGGACUGCCAGCAUCACUUGAGGAGCUAAGGCUGGAUGACAAUCGAAUUUCAACUAUCCCAACGCACGCAUUUCGAGGACUUUCCUCUCUAAGACGUCUCUUCCUUGAUGGAAAUCUGCUGGCAAAUCAACGAAUCGCAGAUGACACAUUCUCACGUCUGUCCAACCUAACCGAGCUCUCUCUGGUUCGUAACUCUCUCCAGGCCCCGCCCUUAAACCUUCCGAGCAUGCAUCUUCUUCGUCUCUAUCUACAAGACAAUGCCAUAGCCCACAUGCCACGAGGUGCCCUGGAUGGCAUGCGAAGACUACAGAAACUGGAUAUAUCAGGCAACAAUUUAACAACUCUUCCAAAAGGUUUGUUCAAAGACCUGGACAGCCUUUCGCAGUUACUUGUUCGAGGGAACCCGUGGUACUGUGGCUGUAACCUCCGUUGGCUUUACGACUGGUUGUAUGAGCGAGGUACAUCAGUGACUGUGAGAGGUUUAACCUGUCAUGGACCAGAGAGAGUAAGAGGCAUGGCACUACGGGACCUUAGCAGUCAUUUGGACGACUGUGAGAUCAGCGCAGACAACGCUGGAGGGAUGGUUGGAAAUGAUGCAGCAAAAAAAGACACAGGCAGUUUUCCAACACAAGUACCAGCAACGACAACGUCCCCGCUUCCCCAAGGGUCUCUUUUCACCCUCAGGUCCAGACGGCCGGGACACAAGUAUUCUGAUAUAGGACAGGAUAGUCUUGGCGGAAGUGGCUAUGUGGGUAAAUCAUUAUUAAUAAGUGUGAAACCACUCACACCAGAAACAGUACACGUUACCUGGCAGGCUGCACACGUUGUUCCCUCCUUCAGACUUUCCUGGCUGCGACUAGGAAACAGUCCUGCGAUGGGGUCAAUCACAGAGACGCUUGUGCCAGGGGAUCGACGGGAGUAUUUACUCACGCAAUUGCAUCCCCAAUCAACUUAUAUCAUUUGCUUGGUGCCUCUUUCUGCAAGCGAAGGUAGAAGAACCCCCUUCACGGCAGGAGGCGGCCUAAACAUAAACACAAACUCAGAACACGAGCAUCCCGCUUGUGCCAAAACAGAGACCGAUCCACUGGAACAGCCUAUUUCAGACCAGGAAAGCGAUCGAGGAGCUGACCAAUUAUCAGCUUUACCGCUCGCUGGGAUUAUAGGAGGCGCAACAGCAUUGGUCUCUUUGUUCUUAAUUUUUGGCAUCUUCUGUUGGUAUGGACACCGCGCAGGGUACCUCGCGCCAGGUGACCAUUCCAUAUACGGAAGGGACGUUGUGGCAUCGCGAGGUGCCGGCAAACAUUAUGAUGACUAUGUAGAAUCUGGAACUAUAAAAGACACUUCAAUAUUGGAGAUCAGGGCACACGGUUUUCAAAUGACGCCGAUGUCUGCCCAACAGCCUUUGCAGCCCAAGGCAAAAGUUGAGGAUAUGACAUACAUCCAUACUAUUUUUCCCUCUAAUAAUACAACUCUUUAUAGGAGCACUCUCAACCACACUGGAAAUCCAGGUUAUGGAACAAACAGAGGGUAUAGAGAAGGGGGAAUACCAGACAUAGAUUACUCGUACACGUGAUAGCCUUUUUAUAACCCCCUGCCUAUUGUGUUCCUGUCUUCGGGUAAUGCAGUUUGGUGAGGGUUCUUUUUCCCUAGGUUCCAAAGUAGGGGUGUGCCGAUUUUCUGGGGACUUUUUUUACUUAUCACACUCAUAAUGUUAUUACUGUAUAGUGGAAUUUAAGUAGUUUGUUUAUUAUCUAAAUACCUAUAGUUAACAUAGCAUAGUUAUUAAUUAUACCAUUGAAGGAUUGGUGUAACAUUAAAAUCUGGAUUUAGUCAAUUUAAUUGUAAAAUGUAUGCCACAGAAUAAACAUCAACAAAAAUCAUUCCACAUAAGAGGAUCUAAAUUAAAAAUUCUAAGAAAAAAUAAAACACCAGUCUACAAAAAGUCUCAUAAUUAAUUUUAAAAUGCAGUAUGUGGACGGCAUCAUACUACAGACACAAUACAUUCAGUACACAAAUGUUAACAUGGUUAACCUUAAAAAGGUUCAUAAAAAGACGCCUGUGAAGUCCUCUUAUUGUGAAUGAAGCAGGUUUUCAUUCGGCACACCCCUAUUCCAAAGUACCCUUUUGUGCCUCCUUCACUCUAUUUUCAAAACCUUGUUCUUUAAGGGCGAGACCCGUAAACAUCUAUUAUAGUCAGAAAGUGCCAGGGAUACAAGUCUUGGUGUUGAUGUUAACCAAUAUUCUGCAGAUAAUUGAAGCUGUUCAUGUACCAAUGAUUAUGAGUUUCCUAAAACUAGCUCAUAUAAGGGUUAGCACGAUGACGAGAUUUGGGACCUGGUCAACAUAGGUAUAGUUUUACUAUGUGGAUUGUAUCGUGUACUGUAUAUAUGCACUGGGGAAAUCUCAUGCCUUUCCGUUAUUGGGGAUACUGACAGUAAGAAGUCUUUUCUGAAGCGUGUUAUUCAAAUAUUUCAGUUCAGUCUCCUCCUUUUUUGAGCUUUCCCUUUAUUCUCUCUAUUUCUUUUGCACGCAGCACGAGGACUUUGUUCCUGACCCAGGGAGCUGACAGUUGUGAUAAUGGUUUUGACAAUGAAAGGCCUCAAAUUGCUACUGGGUUUCUUUUCUUUUAAUGAGAGUGAGAAAAAAGCAAGUGAGACAAAAGCAAGAGUAGGAGAUGAAGGCAGGGAGAAAGGUUUCAUGUUCGUAAAAGAAUAAAAAACAGACAUUGAAAAUCUUGUCUGCAAAAAAAAUAUUCCAUUCAUCACAUGAAGGAGGUUUCAAAAACAACCAAACAAUUUACAAAGCUCUGUAGGUUCACCUCAACAACAGACAACCGCAUUUAAAUGAUGAUGUUUCCAGAAAGCAAGUUAUGACCACGAAUAUAUAUCACGUCAUCACACAAAAUAGAAAGCCGGACUUAAAGACAAUCAUAAGGGGGAACAUCUAAUUGAUGAAUCAAUCCAAACUGACAGGCCAACAUAGAUAACAGUCCAUUUAGCACUGAAGAAAAGCAGGCUAAAGGGGUAGGGUUUAAUACAGAACAUAACAGUCUUUUGGGAAAUGUCAUGAGCACCAGAUUCAUCAAAGUAGGUCACAAUACACAUAUAUGUGUCAGCUCAUUACAAUGUUUGUGUGUGAAACACUGCACGUGUCUAUACCCCUGAGUUGCAGGAAAACAGAAAUCAGGGAUUACUAAAAAUUUAACACUGUGACUGCAUCUUGUGUGUGGCCCAUAAAGGGAGAGAGAGAACAAAGGUCUUUAACCGAUUAAAGACAAUCCACUUUUUUCACGCUCUGACUCUGUGACGCAUUAGCCUGGAGAGUUGAAAAGUAGGAACGCUGAAAGAAUAUCUCUACCGGAUCUGAGAUUUCCAGCCUUUUGUGAUGCAUUUUAAAAGUGAACUAUUCAAAGAAAUAGUACAUGUAAAUUACUUCUUUCUCUGGUUCUAGAUAUGGAAUACCAUCAUGAUGGAUAGUAAAUAAAGCUUGUUAUCUUUUUCAUUGAUAUAUGUACGAUUAAAAGUUGUGAUGAAACGCA
Molecule: messenger RNA, 4845 nt
Organism: Triplophysa rosa
Lineage: Eukaryota; Metazoa; Chordata; Actinopteri; Cypriniformes; Nemacheilidae
Gene: flrt1b
Product: fibronectin leucine rich transmembrane protein 1b
Exons: 3
Coding region: 736-2880 (714 amino acids)
Molecular function (GO): protein binding
Source: RefSeq, a predicted model, not a curated record